Molecule: messenger RNA, 699 nt
Organism: Penicillium bovifimosum
Lineage: Eukaryota; Fungi; Ascomycota; Eurotiomycetes; Eurotiales; Aspergillaceae
Product: nucleolar protein 16
Exons: 2
Coding region: 1-699 (232 amino acids)
Biological process (GO): ribosomal large subunit biogenesis
Cellular component (GO): nucleolus
Source: RefSeq, a predicted model, not a curated record
AUGGGUAAACUCUUGCAGAAGAAGAAAGAACGCUCCGGGCGCUCCAAGGCCCGCGCCAAGGACAACCGUCUCAAGAGCGGCCACAAGAAGAUCAAUGUUCUGGGCAAUCAGAUCAUCGCCGACAACUGGGAUCGCAAUCUGACCCUGACACAAAACUACCAGCGCCUCGGACUGAUGCACAAGCUGAACGCACCAUCCGGCGGCCGCGAACGCCUGCCCGGUAAAGAAGAGGAAUUCCCCGAGAACCAAAACUCCCUGCACAUCCGCGGCAGCGCCAAAGCCGACGCAGCCAAGCUGGAUCUCGGCGAGACCCGAGUCGAGCGUGAUCCCGAGACCGGCCAUAUUCUGCGUGUCAUCCACGACGAUGAAGACGACAAGAUUGAGAUUGCGGGUCGUCAGCGCUCGCGCAAGAACCCGCUCAAUGAUCCUUUGAACGAGCUGGCUAGUCACAGCAAUCCGCUCGCUGAUUCGAUGAUUGUGAAGCAGCUGGAGCUCCAGGCGGAUAUGGAGGGGAAGACUGUUAAGGCUAAGAAGCCGAGGUUCCAGAGCUCGCGUGAGGGCGAGUGGGCUCAGCGGUUGAUUGAGAAGCAUGGGGAUAAUUAUGCUGCUAUGGUGCGCGACCGGAAGCUGAAUCCUAUGCAGCAGAGUGAGGGUGAUCUGCGGAGGAGACUUAACAAGUGGAAGAAGAGCCAGGAGUAA